Molecule: messenger RNA, 5082 nt
Organism: Melitaea cinxia (Glanville fritillary)
Lineage: Eukaryota; Metazoa; Arthropoda; Insecta; Lepidoptera; Nymphalidae
Gene: MED1
Product: mediator of RNA polymerase II transcription subunit 1
Exons: 13
Coding region: 254-5026 (1590 amino acids)
Biological process (GO): regulation of transcription by RNA polymerase II
Cellular component (GO): mediator complex
Molecular function (GO): transcription coregulator activity
Source: RefSeq, a predicted model, not a curated record
CACAUUCACUUAAAGUGACAAUUUGACAGUUUGAUUGCUCGAGCAUAGCUAAAAGUGAAAUGAGUUAAAAUAAAUUAUAAAAAAUAACCAUAAAUAACUCAACUACAUCGUAUUAUUUUCAUUCAGUGAAUUAUAAUAGCUCCAUAAAAACGAUUAAAUAACAAUUUUACUAUAAAUUAUUGAAGCUCAAAGUACCUAUUGUCUGAACUUGUGUUAUCAGUUUGUGUUUGUUGUUAAGAUAAGUUUAGUAGAAAUGACGGAUAAUAAGACGUUAGCAAUGGCUAAUGCAAAUGGAAUGAUGGAUAAAUCUAAAGAGCUUCAAAAGGAAAUUCUCAUGGAAAAGUUAAGAUCAAAAACGUCACAGUAUAAAAAUUUAAGUGAAACUUCCAAAGCUGUCCGCAUGGCUAUGCUCGACAAGAGAUGGGCAGUUGACAGUGCUGACCGCAUGAUCCUACAAAAGUGUCUAGACAGCCUACAACACUGCAUCAAAGUGAGCUCUUUACAGAGCCUUAUUGAAAGAUUAGAAUGUUUAUCAAGGCAACUGGGGUUAAAGUUUGUGGUAGGAACUUCGGGUGUGAACUUAUUUAUAUCGUCAGAUAUGUUUUAUUUAGAAAUACUAGUAGAAUCAUCAGGGUCAGUGAAGGAUGUCAAAAUACAUCACGAGGGAAAGAUAGAGCAGCAAAGUUGUGAAGAGCUGGUUCAAUGUAUUUCACGGGGAGACUUUGCCGAUUUCACCGCCCAACUAGAAGGCCUUACUGCAGUUUACCAAUUAAAUGCUGAAAAAAAAGUAAAAUGCAAAGCAUUUAGUGCACUACAAAGUCUAGAAGAAGAUUUAUAUUCAUUAAGACAAUUACAGAGCUUUAUUAAGGAUCCGUGGGUACAAGUACAUAAAAGUCCCAUAGGAUUCCUACAGAAGCGAAGAGGAGGUCACGCGAUGCGUCUUACGUAUUUCGUAUCACCUUAUGAAUUACUAGACAAAGAUAAAGGGUUACAACCACUGACAGUGGACUUGUUGACAAUGGGAAAGCCCGCUGCUUCCAGUGGACUGGCUUCCCUAGUAGCGCCCUCUCACACACCAAUUGGUCACUCAGCAACAGUGCUACUAGAAGGUUCUACAGCCAAUAAGCUUCAACUUUCACCAAUUAUUUCCGGUGGUCAAAGGCCAGGGAAAGGAAGUGGCCCAGUAUAUGCCCCGCUAGUACCGCAAAACAGUGCGAUGCUACCAGCUUGCUUCACUCUAAAACUGUCACAGCCCACACCCUUGUGUACUGGACUUGCAAAACUUAUUCAUGCUACAACCGAGGUGGAAGUUGCUGGAGAUUGGGCAAACGCUAAACCUAUGUUGGGACUAGUUGCUCAACAGGCAUACAACAAACUCGCGCCAGGCAAAACAAUAGAGUUGAAUCUCAGCAAAGGGCUUUUUGUUAACCUGCCGGAGCAGUGGCAGUGCUACUUCCUGUGCGAGUCGCGCGCGCUGGACGGCUGCGUGGUGAGCAGCGUGCCCUUCACGCACCCCUCGCACGUGCCGCCGCUGCUGGCGGCGCUGCGCCAGCAGGCGCUCUUCAACACGCUCGUCGCCAGCUGCGUGCGCCUGCAGACCAAACAGGCGAUGGAACCGGAGAGCGUGCUGAUGUUCGAGGUGAGCGCGCUGUCGUGGCAGCACAUCUCCAUCUCGCUGGAGCACCCGCUGGACGAGAGCAUGGCCACGGUGGAGCUGGAGCUGGGCGAGCCCGCCGCGCCGCGCGCCGCCGUGCACGCGCUGCACGCGCCGCCGCGCGACCACGUCGACGACUACAUCACGCGCGUGCUGCAGAAGAGCCACUCCAUCCCCGUCACUCUCAGAGCGCUAAUAAAAAUCUGGGAAAGAGAAGCUGUAACAAAGCAGAUAAAUGGCGGAUACUCCUCUUUGGAUUCAAAUUUUAGCUGUGGCCUGGGGGGCAUCGACCCCGGGGGUGACGUAAAACAUGAGCCUGGAACCAUGCAUGGUCGGCUCUAUCCGUCCAACGUGAGUCAUCCCCACCAGGGAGGUGCGUAUCUUUCUGAGCAGCAGCAUCACUUAUCCAUGAUGUGCCAAGAAUCUAAUACUACUGAAUUGAAAUCCCAAAUAUCCGAAGACCGAAAAUCAAAAAAGCGCAAGUCGGAUACAACUUUAUGGCCAUCUAACCAAAAAAAGGGCAAACCAGGCAUGAACGAUAUGAUGGAUUCUGACAGUGAAAGUGAUAAUUCAGAAGGUUAUGGUAAUGAUGAUAACACUAUGAAUAGCAACUCAACAAAUGAUGAUAUUGAAGGUCGUGAAUCGUCAGUAUCUCAAAACGAAUUUGCCUCUGACUUGGAACUUUCUGGCAUGGAUGCAACUGAUGCACUCGGGGCACCAGAUAACAGAACUUCAUCCGAUUUGGAUAAUUCGAAUGACGGAGACGUUGAGGACAUAAUCAGGAAUUCUUUUCACAAGUCUGAGCACAAAAGGCAAAAACUUAAAAACAAGGAGGAACCACGAAGCGGCAGAAGUGCAUCAUCAUUGCUUUUAGAUCUUACGGACGGAAAGUCUUAUAUGCCUUCUUCAGUAAGCAUUACACCUAUAGGAACCGGUUCUUCUAAUACGCCGAGUUCAGGAUCAAAUAUUUCGUCAAUGUUAUGUCUUGACCGACGACCAGGCAUAGAAAUUAUACCAAUAACUGCUGCUGCACCAGCAGCUCUACCCAGUUCCAUUACAAUUACGCCUAUCACAUCUUCCCAAGUAAAAUCACUUGACGAACGUAUUCGUUCUGAUAAAAAAUCUAGCAAAUCGGGGGAAGAGCGUAAUAAAGAAAAGAAGAAAAAACGACGUAGGGAUGAUUCUAUGGGUCCGCCAGAAAAAAUACCACCUAAACAAGAUCCUUUAACAAAACCUGUUUCCGUAAGUAUAAAACCUACUGAUGGAUCGCCAAUGCGCCCAACUUCCCCAAACUCAAUUUUACGAAAAUUUAGUCCUAGUCCAACUCAUGGAAGGUCAGUAUCAAUCACGAAAUCGCCAAGUCCCAGCAGUGUCAAAGGUAUGGGAAAACCAUCAGGCACCUCGAGUCACCAUAGUAGUCCAAGACAUUCGCCUGUACAAAACAGUCCUAAACAUCUUCCUGGUUACUCGAGCCCAAAAAACCACAGUAUUUCCUCACCUAAACAUAGUUCAUCAGGUUCCGGGAAACCAAGCAUGUCAACACUCAAAUCUGCAACUAGUGGAUCCCCUUCCGGGAAAUCAGGUACCACAGGAUAUGAUUUAUCAAAAAAGAUUUCAAAAGAGAGCUAUAGUUCAAGUUCAGUGACAUCAAGAGAUAAAGAAAAGAAACAUUCCAGUUUGUCUUUUUCCAGUUCUGACAGAAGCAGCCCAAAAUUAAAAAACCCCAUGAAACUAAAGCAGUUAGAAAUCACUCCAGUCUCGUGUGAUAGUCCCGUGACUGAACCUUUAAUAUCUCCCCCUAAUAUUGAAGUAAAUAAAUCCAACGCUCCUAGUCAAGCUCGAAAUAGAAAGGGAUCCCUGAGUGCAGUAAUAGAUAAAUUAAAAUCUGCUCAACAUUGUGGCACAGACACUGAAAUAACUGUAAAGUCUAGUUCAAGUAGUAGUAGCAAAUUUUCUGAUCCAAAAACCAGUAGUAAUAGUGGAAACCUUAAGACAAGCGAAAGUAAAAAUCCAGAGUACAUGGUAAAACCGAGCUUAGAUGGUAUGAAAAUAACUAUAAAUAAAACAAGGACAAAAGAAUCUUCAAGCAGCAGCUCUAAAUUAAAUUAUUCUAGCUCUAGUUCUAAUAAACAAUCUUCUCCUCAACUCACUCCACCCAGUCAGGGUUCUCCAAAAACACAUACUGGACUUAAACCAGGUGUUAUUAGCGGACCGGCCUCAAAGAAAACGCAAGCUAUGCAGUCUUCUAAAUCUGCUAGCAUGACAUCCAGUUCAACUCCUCCAAAGACAAAUAUGAGUCCUUCCGAACAAUCCGGUUCCAACAAUAACAGCAAUGCCCCGAAAGUGCCUUAUUCAAAGUCAUCUAUGAGUAGUUCUACAGGUAUUAACUUAUCCAAAUCAGUAACCAAAUCUAGUUCUGGGUCCCCAAAAAGUAGCAGUGCGGAUAUUGCAAAAAUUAUAAGAGACAGAGAAAGAGAAAAGGCUAGAACUAAACUUAUGAGUAAUUCAGAAAAAUCUAUUUUUUCAUCAAAAUCCGAGCGACAUUCGAGCCCUAGUAGUUCAAGGGAUGAUGUAGAUGGUGAUCGUUUUAAAAAUUCUUCUAAAGAUGCAAAUUUUCUGGUUGAAGGUCUAAUUAAGCCUUUAGACACUAGUAAAUUUCAAAUACCAAAAUUAAAAAAUCAAAAUACUCCCGAUAAAAACAGUCCAGUCUCUCAAUAUGAUAGUCGAUCAAUGGUCAAUGACUUCGCCCGAUCAAUGGACCAAAAUAAGUUUACAUUUUCUCACUUUGAUAAUGCAAAUAGAAGUGUAGACUCCAUACAGAAGUCAGCCUAUCCUUUAAAUGUUCCAAAACCUCUUUUAAAUAUGGGUGGAUUAAGUCCGAAAACAAUUCCUACUGGCAAGAAUGACCAGUCUGAAUAUUCUAAAGCAGUUUCAGAUAGUAUAUCAAAAGGAGAAAGUCCCCAGAGAAGUAAAGAUGAUUCGAAAGAUGGUUACUCGACGUCAUAUCCUUUAAUGCCUUUAGAUUACAAAACUGAUAUGGCUAAGGGGUUUCCAGCACCCAAGGGUAGUUCCGAAGACCGAAAAGGUGCUGAUUCCUGUAUGAAACCUCCAGCAAGUGGAUCUGUUGCGCGAAGUGGAGCAACAACUCCGCAAGAAGCAGCUGAAAUGUUAUUAGAUUUCUCUUCUUCCUCUGGAAGUAAAGUUUCGGGUUUGGUUGCUGUUAGACCAGUCUAUCCUGCAUCUCCUGCCUUAUUACAGCUAGCCAAAAGCCCAGCGCCCUCCCCUUUAGUUGCACCCUCUCCUCACUCUAAUUCGCCGUGCAUUACUGACGAUGAAUUAAUGGACGAAGCGCUGGUAGGUCCCGGUAAAUGAAAGUAUACACUAUCAAAAUUCGGAUAACUCAAUAAAAUGAUACAAAAAGCCUGUUA